AUGGCCCACAAACCAUUAGUAAAAAUAGCAGACCAAUUGAUUCACCAAAGUUUAGUAUCAAUUAACAAACCAGGUGCUCCACAAUGGCAACUAAUUACCCGUUCUAAUUCCCAAUUACUAUCUGUUCACUAUCAAUUAUCUACAUUCAAAUCAACUUGGACAUUUCUAAACAGUAUCGCACAACAAGCUGCUAAAGCUCGACAUCAUCCUACAAUAAUUACCACAUAUAACAAAAUAGAUUUAGAAAUUACAACACAUGAUGUUGGUAAUCAUAUCACUGAACUUGACUUAGAUCUUGCCAAGUCCAUACAUGAAGAAUAUAUAAAACAAGCAAACAAGUAA
This is a messenger RNA of Spathaspora passalidarum NRRL Y-27907, 342 nucleotides long. RefSeq names its product 4a-hydroxytetrahydrobiopterin dehydratase (gene PHHB). Lineage: Eukaryota; Fungi; Ascomycota; Pichiomycetes; Serinales; Debaryomycetaceae. Gene Ontology annotation, biological process: tetrahydrobiopterin biosynthetic process. The record is from RefSeq and is a predicted model, not a curated record. Gene Ontology annotation, molecular function: 4-alpha-hydroxytetrahydrobiopterin dehydratase activity. The transcript has a single exon. Bases 1 to 342 code for a protein of 113 amino acids.